CCCUCCCAUCACUGCCAUAAUCGCGCAUCAGUUUCCGAGCGCAUCUCAUACUGUGGUCUCAUAAUGCCUAUUCCGUGGUAUGAAAUUAACACAGCCGCUCAGAGCAAUGUAACAUAACGAGACCACAUAUUUUGCUCACAAAACGCGUUUGUUAAACGUUGCAUUUUUUUGCACUGAGGACGACGAAUGUUUAUUAUAGCGAUAUGACAAAUCGCGGCUGUCGACAGAAUUCGUCAGCCCAUGGUUUCCAUCAAAAUGCCCAAAUAACCAGUUGAGUUUGGACCUUAGAAUCUUCAUGAAAGACGAGCGAUUGGAAAGGUGGCCAUGGACGCCUUCAGCCAGAUCAUCCUGCUCAUCGCAGUGGUCAGUUUCAUUACCUUCCAGUGGUUGUUUCACAGCGUGAGCCCCUGGGUCUCGUCCAGGGUCAGCCAGGGCUUUCUGCGCCUCAACCCCAAGCAGAAGAUCGAGUGGAACUCCAGGACAGUGUCCACAUUUCAUGCCCUGGUGGUUGGCCUCUUCUGCCUCUACAUCCUGCUAUUUGAUGACGCCGUCAAUCAAGACCCUGUGUGGGGAGAUCCGACGCUGGUCAAGAUAAACGUGGGCAUUACCACUGGCUACCUCAUAUCUGAUCUGCUGCUCAUAUUUUACUAUUGGAGGGCGAUAGGGGACAAGUUUUUUGUAAUUCACCACCUGGCAGCAUUGUAUGCUUACUACUAUGUACUGGGCCAAGGAAUGUUGCCUUAUUUUGCUAACUUCCGUCUGCUAGCAGAAUUUUCCACCCCAUGUGUUAACCAGCGCUGGUUCUUUGAAGUGUUAGGUUACCCCAAAUCCUCAAGGCCCAACAUCGCCAAUGGCAUGCUGAUGGCAGCCAUCUUCUUCCUGGUGCGGAUCGCCGUCAUGCCCGUCUACUACACCCGCAUGUACGCGGUCUACGGCACCGAGGCCUUCUACCGCGUUCCGCUGGGCGGCCGUGGAGCCUGGAUCUUCUCCAGCUUCUGCCUGGACGUCAUGAACAUCAUGUGGAUGCACAAGAUUGCGCGCGGCUGUUACAGGGUGAUGCGUUCUCGCCACAGGCCUAAGGCGCCGCUCCAGGAGAACGGCAAGGCCGACUGAAGAUGUUGAAACUUAGCUUUUUAAAUAUGUCCCCUCUGUUCUUUUUGGAUGGAAGGACUGAGAAGAGAUUCUGUACUCCUCAAUGCACAACAUGGUUUUUUUGGGCAGGGAGGGUUCUCUUCUGGUCUGGCCUCAUUGGCAUGAACUCUUUUUGCUGCGUGUCGGGUUGGAUACUGCAUUCUGGCACUGACAUGUGAAGGCUCUCAACCUCAGAGAGUCCCCUUUCAAACAAAUUCUCAGCCCCCUGUCAGCAAUACUCUCAGUGCAUGGCCAAGUCCUUUUGUUUUGAUGUUGUUGUUUUUCUUUUAGUGCAUUUCGAAAUGGCUCGUGACGACCUUGACCUUGAUCUUUUCCGUUUCCUGAUGACUCGCACUAAAAGGCCACACAGCAUUAAACAUUACCCUCUAGAGCCUCCUAUGACAACGGAGUGUUGUUUACUUUAUAAAUGAAGUUGUGUGUGCAUCUGUAUCUACUUUUUUGUAUUCAUGUUAUGGUUGCCUAAAAAUUAUUGGAACAUAAGAGGGAAUUGAUUCUCAGACUAUUUUUUAAUGUCCCCGAACAAUGUUUUUUCCUGCAUAUUUCCCCAUCCCAGUAUAUGAUGAUAGAAAAGAAGUUAGGAAACCAAUACCAGGUCUCUGAGAAAAGCUAAACCCAGGGGAAUGCAACACCUCAGAGAACGCUGGUCGCUUUGAUAUUUUUGUUGGGGUUACUUCGGAAGACUCAGAAAAGGUCUACCCAGCUGUCUAUGGCUCAGCUGGGCCACAAACUUUCAGGAAAUCAUUCAUCAGCCACCAAGGGUAUGAUUUCCCAGAGCCGAGAGAGAAGGUUGAAUUCUAGUCUCGCUAGUUUCUCUGAUUUCGUCUUUUUGUUUGUUUCGUUUGGUUGGAAAGUGCACUUUGCAGGUACUUAAAGAGGAUAUGCCAUAUUGCUCACCAAGUAAUUUAGGAUGUAAAAGUAAAGGAUUGUAAGGUCUAUAGAGGAAUACAUUCCUUGAAUGGUUCACUCCCCCAAGAGAUUUGGGACCCGUCUUGAAACAAGAUACCAUACCCUGUAUACGGAAUCUGAUAUGUCACAAUGGUGCAAAAUCAGUAAUGCUUUCUCUGUACAGUCAGUAGUUGCAUGCUGUAAUGUUGUCCCUUGAAUUGCAUUCUUGACAAGAGGUUCAGUGACAUUGGUCGGAAGUGGAGAAGCUAGGUGUUUAAAAGUCAACUUUAUGUCCUAUAAAUGUAUUCCAAACAGUAAGUUUUGAGCUUGAAUUCUUGAAAAAAUAACUUGGUGGAAGGUUAAAAGGGAUGUAUAGACUAAUGAAAAAAACUAUAAAGACUAAACAGAAAAUUAGUCUUUGGUGAAUGUGCCCUUUGGGCUACUGUGAGAGCCUUUGGUUCAUGUUUUAAUGAUCAGUGUGAAGAAUUAUGUCUGCAUCAUACACAUAAUUAAUUUAAACCAGUUACACACUGGAGUCGCAUGUCAAUUACAUACCUACAUAUUUAUUAUUUUAAAAGGAAAUGAUAUAUGGAUUAUAAAGGUGUUUGUGAUGUAUCUGUAGAUAUAUAUUUAAGGGAAGAGUUCACAAUACCAUUAUAUUCCUUAUGAUCAGUUGAGAAUGUGUCCGUUGGGAACAUUUUAGUGUAGAGUACAUAUUCUAUAUGCACACAAUGACAAACAGGUGAGGGUGUCCACUACUGUUUGAAACUUGUAUUUUACAAAAUGAAGAGUAUUUAAUAACAAUGAAAAAUAAAUAUUGGGAGGCUUUUUUUGUUUUUCAAUGGAACAAUCCAGCGAAACUGUACUUGAAUUAAUACACACACCUUUCACCCCUGUUAAUUGUGUUUUAAUUACGUCUGCACAACUUCAAUCAGCAUUUAUGCCUCCAUGAUUUUCAAAUUAUUUUUUUCUGGUUGCCUUAUUUUCAAACAUUAUUUUUAUACAGCACAUUACUAUUUUGUUACAGUUUGUUCAGUGUUCAUGUGUGCAAGUAGCUUCCACUGUCUUUUGGAUGAUUUCUAUGCCUCUGUUGAUUUGUCCUAACAAAAUGUGAUGAUAUACAGGUCAGGGAAAUUAUAAGAGGAAGUUAUACAGGAGAGAUGUUUAACAAUUUAUUUACCAGCCCUACCAGCAUAGCCUAUGUCUUAGCAUGAUUUAACCAAACGGUUGUUUGUUUUUAUGUGAAACAUUCAGACUCUGAAAAACAAGCCAAACUGUUUAAUAAGGAAACACGUUGAUGUAAAUGAACAUUUUGUCAUACACAUUGCAUGCUCAGCAGCAUUGCCAGAUAUUAGUUUGCUUGCAUACUGUACAGGGACUUGAGCACUGUAAAUCAUGCCAAAUAGAUUUUAGUAAUAUGAUUAUAUAUAUCUAGAUGCAAUGAACUAUACAUAUGUGUAGUUUCCAAUGUAGUAAAAAACAAGGGCAUGUCCAUACCUCGGCAGUGCUUUCAUCUUAAUUUUAUGACAUUUAGAUUUGCAGUGUUUGUAGGAUAGUUGGAAUUUUCAUAAUCCAAGGAAGUUCUUUUCUUUUUUUGUUUAAAGUGGAUUAAGUGUAAUUGUGUGGGAAUGCAUGAAUGAGUAAUCUCAGCCAAUAUAUUGCAUCGGGUGGAUCUAGACACUUGACCUAUAACUUGUCCAGAAAAUGUGACACAAUAUUCUUCUUACACGCAUCAUCAAAUUUAUGUUCUUUCACUGAAAAACAUGCAAAGUAGUAAAAGUGCAUUUGAAGGGGAGAUGUCACUCUAUAUUUUUUUUCAUUUUAUUCGGUGGCUUAUAGGGUUAGUUUCAUUGAGCCUUUGAGUACAGAGUUUUUUUUAUUAUUUGAAAUAAUGCUAUGUUUUCUUUAAGUCUUUGUUGACCAUGGGUAACUCCUUGUGAUGUGAUCUCUAGGAUGUUUACACCCAUUAACCAAAGUGUCGAGGCCUCAGCGGUCUCAUGCUCCUGGGGUAAGGACCGUUUACUUGAUGGAAGGCCAGCACAGUCAUUUGUGAGCAUUGGUUCUAUUUAUUAGUUGAACUUCUUGUUUUUUGUUGUUUCGUCUUAAUUAUAAAACCGACCUUGUAAAGCCAUCUGCCUCAAUAAAGCAAUACAUUCAUGAUCAA
This is a messenger RNA of Alosa alosa (allis shad), 4201 nucleotides long. It is a transcript of the gene tlcd4a, whose product is annotated as TLC domain containing 4a. Gene Ontology annotation, biological process: lipid homeostasis. The coding region runs from base 325 to 1113 and encodes 262 amino acids. Lineage: Eukaryota; Metazoa; Chordata; Actinopteri; Clupeiformes; Clupeidae. The transcript is spliced from 7 exons. Gene Ontology annotation, cellular component: endoplasmic reticulum; membrane. The record is from RefSeq and is a predicted model, not a curated record.